Coregonus clupeaformis (lake whitefish) is the source of this 2006-nucleotide messenger RNA. RefSeq names its product tetraspanin-36. Gene Ontology annotation, biological process: protein maturation; regulation of vascular endothelial growth factor signaling pathway; protein localization to plasma membrane. Gene Ontology annotation, cellular component: membrane. The transcript has 7 exons. Bases 140 to 874 code for a protein of 244 amino acids. Lineage: Eukaryota; Metazoa; Chordata; Actinopteri; Salmoniformes; Salmonidae. The record is from RefSeq and is a predicted model, not a curated record.
CACAAGCAUGUGACAGUGGGUCAGCAACCCAGUCAUGCAGCACAAAGAAAAGUCGUCAGGAACCCCAUUAUAAUCAGAACAGAGAGCGACACGAUCCUAUUUCAUCACCAGCUGAAAGGCUCCCUACCACAAAAUCAACAUGGAUUGCGGGAUUAUUACAUCCAAAACAGUCCUUUUGCUUCUAAGUUUAAUAUUUUGGGCUGCGGGUGGCGCUCUUGCCUACGUAGGCUCUUAUGUGAUCAAGAGCUACAACAACUUUGACAACUUCCUGGAGGAUAAGUACACACUCAUCCCUGCAGCCAUCAUCAUCACUGUGGGAGUGGUGAUGUUCAUCAUCGGGACUGUGGGCUGCUGCGCCACCCUGAGAGAGUCCAAAGUGGGCCUGAGCUUUUUCCUGAUGAUCCUCCUGGCCGUCUUUGCAGCAGAGGUCGCUGCCCUAGUGUUUGCGUUCAUUUACCGAGGCAGGAUUAAAGGUGACUUGGAGCGGUCAAUGAGCGAUGUGUUCCAGAAGUAUGAUGGUGAGAACGCUGAUACCCGGGCUGUGGAUUAUCUGCAGUCUCAGUUGCAGUGCUGUGGAGUGCAGACCUACAUGAACUGGACCACCACCCCCUGGUUCAGCAGCAGUAACAACACUGUGCCCAUCUCCUGUUGUAAAGGGAACAACACCGAGUGCACAGGCACCCUGGACCAGCCAGUCCUGCUCAAUACUCAGGGUUGUGAGGGUAAGCUGGAACAGCUCCUUCAGGAUGUGAUGAGCUAUGCCAUGCUGGUCAUCCUUGGCUUUGCCAUCAUCAAGUUUUUCGGGAUGCUUAGUGUGUGUGUGAUCACCUGUAAAAGUGUCAGGCGAACUGGCUACCAGGCCCUGUAUGUCUGAUACUACCUGAUCCUGCAGUCUCCAAGGACGCUUUAGAGGCUUGUCUCCCAGCAGCUCCUGACCCUUGACCCCUGACACCUCUCCCCACUCCUCUCCAGCAGUGUGAGGUCAUAAAGCCUAAGGACUUGUGUUCCCCACACCAAUAUUUUAGUAUCCUUUCAGGAACAUCGUCUUACCGUUUUUAUACAGCUUUCCCGGGCAGUUGUCAGACCCACCAAACUUUGGGCAAACCACUGCCAACAUUGGAAACAAUGGUAAACCACGAAAUGCCAUUUUUUAAAAGAUAGUUGCAAAUUACCACUCAAACUUUUAAACAAAGGAAGUUGGCUUAAGCUUAACGGUGUUGUUAUUUGCUGCUGUACAUAAUGAAAAAAAGAAAGGAUAUGCACAGUGAUAUAUCAGUACAUGGGAUACAUUCCUUUAAAGGGGAAAUCUGGGGUGACCUGGGAUUCAACAACAACAAAGAGGGCACCCCCGACACUUUUUUGAUAAACAGCUGAGGGAUGGGGCUGGGGAAAUGUAACCACUCUUAAACCACUCUCAAAUUCAUAGACAGAGCUAUGGAUGCAUGCAUGGACUGACCGUCAAUGAGAUCAAAAUGAUAGUUUUAACCUUGUUUUGAAGCUAUACCGUGAUUGUUUACAAUUACUUUGUUUACAAACAAUGGUGUAAAACAUGCUUAUAUUUUGGGUUCUGAUGGGGUAAGACAGUUGAACUAAGCUCAUGAGGCAAUUCUUCUAGAAUCAAUGUCUAUAUCGAUGGCUAUAUAUAAUUAAUUAAAAGUAAAAAAAAAUUAAACAUCUGCCAAUCCCAGAUUGCCCCUUUAAUGAUUGAAAUGUUGUUUUGAUACUGUCAAGUACUUUUUCAGAUUCCAACACAUCAGGUAGUAGGGAUUUGUCUAGGAUAUACUGUAUUACAUUAGAAAAGGACUGUCAACAUUCUUUUGGAAAUUAAUGCUUAUUGUACUUGAAACAGAUAUUGAUUUCAAUGUUCAUGAACACCACUGAUUUCUGCAUCAUUGUAGAGUAUUGUGCAAUUGAAUGUAAUCAUAUCUGGUAGAAUAGACGGUAUACAGUUGGACUUGGUUGUGUAUAUUUAAUUUCUAAUGUAUUAAAAGCUAACUACAAAGACA